Molecule: messenger RNA, 1853 nt
Organism: Ziziphus jujuba (common jujube)
Lineage: Eukaryota; Viridiplantae; Streptophyta; Magnoliopsida; Rosales; Rhamnaceae
Product: 5'-adenylylsulfate reductase 3, chloroplastic
Exons: 5
Coding region: 175-1599 (474 amino acids)
Molecular function (GO): phosphoadenylyl-sulfate reductase (thioredoxin) activity
Source: RefSeq, a predicted model, not a curated record
ACAUGAAAAAAUGAAAAAGCACCUUUGAAAAAGACGGUCCAGGUUCAAUGAACCACGACGCCAGCCUUACUUUUAGCUGUCACUUUGCUCUCCUUCACUCUCUCUCUCUUCCUGAACCUUCAAAUCUCACUCACUCACUCUGAGAGUCUCCGAACCUUCAUAUCCAUCCCAUCAAUGGCUUUUGCAUCUCCGUCUCCGUCAUCUUCUCUGCUCCAAUCGUCAAUCUCUUCGCACCAGUCCGAGGUGAAAGGUGCAGUUCCAUUGAUGCGUUUUGGAGGUUCAGAUGAUCAGUUUCUGGUUCCAUCGGCAGCUGGGAAGUGUUACCACAGGCAAUGCUCGGUGAGACCAAUUUUCGCUGAAUCUAAAGGGAACCACUCCAUUUCUCCUCUUCUUAAACCAGAAGUUCAAACCAUGGAAUCAGAAGAGUACGACGAAUUGGCCAAACAAUUGGAAAAUGCUUCACCGCUUGAAAUUAUGGAUAAGGCCCUUGAGAAAUUCGGAAAAGAGAUUGCCAUUGCUUUCAGUGGAGCUGAAGAUGUGGCCCUUAUAGAGUAUGCCAAACUAACCCGUCGACCAUUCAGGGUAUUCAGCCUGGAUACUGGAAGGCUGAACCCAGAAACAUACCAGUUUUUUGACGCUGUUGAGAAGCACUAUGGCCUCCACAUUGAAUACAUGUUCCCUGAUGCAGUGGAAGUUCAAGCGUUUGUGAGAGGAAAAGGACUGUUCUCAUUUUAUGAAGAUGGUCACCAGGAGUGCUGCAGAGUGAGGAAGGUUAGACCUUUGAGGAGGGCUCUAAAGGGCCUACGUUCAUGGAUUACUGGACAAAGAAAAGAUCAAUCUCCAGGUACAAGAGCUGAAAUCCCAAUUGUCCAGGUUGAUCCCACCUUUGAAGGAAAGGAUGGUGGAAUUGGCAGCUUGGUGAAGUGGAAUCCUUUGGCUAAUGUGGAAGGUCCUGAGAUUUGGAGGUUCCUCCGGGCUCUAAAUGUUCCCGUCAAUUCUUUGCAUUCCCAAGGUUACAUCUCUAUUGGAUGCGAACCAUGCACAAGGCCUGUGCUGCCAGGGCAGCAUGAGAGGGAGGGAAGGUGGUGGUGGGAGGAUUCUAAGGCUAAGGAAUGCGGCCUACACAAAGGAAACAUCAAGCAAGAAGAGGUGCUGCAGCUCAAUGGCAAUGGCAAUGGCAAUGGAAAUGGAAAUGGAAAUGGAAAUUGGAGUUCACUCACAAAUGGCAAUGCCACCGUUGCUGACAUCUUCCACAACCCAAACUUGGUUGCUUUGACUAGGACAGGGAUAGAGAACCUAGCUAGACUGGAAAACCGAAGAGAACCUUGGAUUGUUGUGCUUUAUGCUCCAUGGUGCCGCUUCUGCCAGGCAAUGGAAGCAUCGUACAUUGAACUAGCAGAGGAGCUUGCAGGAUCAGGGGUAAAGGUGGCAAAGUUCAGGGCUGAUGGUGAUCAGAAGGCAUAUGCACAGCAAGAGCUGCAACUUGGUAGCUUUCCGACAAUACUCUUUUUCCCGAAACAUUCAUCCAAGCCCAUCAAGUAUCCGUCUGAGAAGAGAGAUGUCAGUUCUCUGAUGGUGUUCGUGAAUGCUCUACGGUGAUAAUGCAGCUAGAAAUAAGUUAAUGGGACACUGGGAAAAUAUACGUGUUCCUGUGGGAAAUUCGCUAAGGAUAGCGCAUUUUACCAUCUGUAGCGUGGGAGAUGCACUAGAACAAGAAAUUGUACAUCUUAGUGUAGGUAAAUAAAUGUUCCUGUCUCUUGUAGCCUGAAAUUUGUGCGAGAUUGAUCUUCUCGUCAAUCUCUCCAUGUUUGCCGAAUAAAAAGAGUGCCUUUUUUCGUCUUCUUUGAUUUUAA